Messenger RNA from Gloeophyllum trabeum ATCC 11539, 1099 nucleotides. RefSeq lists its product as uncharacterized. Gene Ontology annotation, biological process: phosphate ion transport; cellular response to phosphate starvation. The record is from RefSeq and is a predicted model, not a curated record. Gene Ontology annotation, molecular function: inositol hexakisphosphate binding. NCBI's taxonomy places the organism in Eukaryota, Fungi, Basidiomycota, Agaricomycetes, Gloeophyllales, Gloeophyllaceae. The coding region runs from base 635 to 1099 and encodes 154 amino acids. The transcript has 9 exons. Gene Ontology annotation, cellular component: plasma membrane; cytoplasm; Golgi apparatus.
GAAAAGCCACCACUUCAGCACAUUCCGCUCCGGCGUGGCCAUCGGGCUCGCGAUUCACGCGCUCAUCUCGGGAUUGUACCUAAGUUUCCAAAGGGAAGUGAGGGAGGAUAUUGUGGGCUGGGACGCACUGCUGUUCGUGUAUGGCAUAUUCUUGAUUCCGGUGGUGUUCGCGCUGUUGGUGGGCUUGAACCUGCUAGUGUGGUCGAGGGCACGGGUGAAUUACGUGUUUAUCUUCGAGCUGGAAAUUCGAUCACGACUGGACUACCGCGAAUACUUCGAGGUCCCGGCGAUAUUAUUCUGCACGCUUUGCUACGCGUUCUGGCUCUCCUUCUCUCGGAUCGGGUCAGGGAACCUGUCGCCCACUGUAUACCCAGCCAUAUGGCUGCUCUUUGCAACCCUGACCCUGUUUGACCCGCUCCCUUUUCUAUUCAAGAAGUCGCGGUGGUGGCUCAUUAGGAACGUCAGUCGGUUGCUGACGUCUGGGACGCAUCGAGUAGAGUUCACGGAUUUCUGGCUUGGCGAUCAAUUCUGUAGUCUCGUAUGGACGCUUUCCAACCUGUAUUUCGUCGUUUGCGUCUACGCCAAGGGAUACGACGAUGCUUGGGGACGCUGUGCCUCUCCUCGCAAUUGGGCCAUGCCAUUCGUUCUCGCUUCGCUACCCUUGUUUGUCCGUCUAGUACAGAGCGUCAAGCGUUGGUACGACUCUCGGCUCAUCACCCAUCUUAUCAACGGUGGCAAAUACGGCUUUGGAAUAGUGAUGUAUGGGAUGUACUAUAAUUGGCGAUACCAUGGCAAUGCUCGCUCUGGGGCAAGCUUCGCGCUUUAUUGUCUCGCGGCUACGAUAUACUCGUCCUAUGCUUCAGCCUGGGACUUUCUCAUGGACUGGUCUGUGUUGCGCUUGCCGCCUAGAACUAGAUACCCCUUACUCCGGGAGGAACUUCUGUACUCGAAUCAUAUACCAGUACGUGAUGAAAACCAUCCAGAGAACGGCAACGCUGAACGUUUCCAAGAUGUACUACAUUGCAAUUGUGCGUGUAGGACCCGUUGUGCCCUUGUAACGACACUCACUCUUUGCCCAGAUCACGAACGUCAUGAUUAG